CUCAACAGCUGGCAUUUGCUUUGUUUCCCUUGAAUCUGCUCUUUUUAAUCAAUAACCAUACUCCAAUACUAAACCUGCUGUAACUGUAACUUUUACCUGUUUUGAGCUUAGCUUCUCUAUGCAAGUCUGUCUUGGAAAGGGAAAUGGGAAAGAUGGAUAUCACCCUGAAAAGUUUCAUAGUGAGAGAAGAGAGUGAACCAGGAUAACAAAAGAAAAAUUCUAUUUACUUAGAGGAGAAACCAGCAGAGAAAAAGUAUCUUAGGAUCCAAAACCCAUUAUCACAGACUCAGUGUAGCUGACCCUCUGUUGACCUGACUCCACCCAUGAAGGACGCAGAGUCCAGCCUUGACCAAUGACUUCAAUGGAUGAUGGACAACAAGGGGCCAGACCUUCAGUCAUGCAGAAUAAAAGGCCAAACCUUCCAGCAAUAGCACAAACCUGCUUCUGUCACAUUUGUGAUCACCAGCAAGUUCCAAGACCCGACACCAUGGUGCAUUUUACCCCUGAGGAGAAGUGUAUUAUUAGCAAACAGUGGAGCCAGGUGAAUGUCGAAGAGACUGGAGGAGAAGCUCUGGGCAGGCUCCUCGUCGUCUACCCAUGGACCCAAAGGUUUUUUGACAGCUUUGGAAACCUGUCUUCUUCCUCUGCCAUCAUGGGGAACCCCAAGGUCAAGGCCCAUGGCAAGAAGGUGCUGACUUCCUUCGGAGAAGCCAUUAAGAACAUGGACAACCUUAAGACUGCCUUUGCUAAGCUGAGUGAGCUGCACUGUGACAAGCUGCAUGUGGAUCCUGAGAAUUUCAAACUCCUGGGCAACGUGCUGCUGAUUGUUCUGGCCACUCACUUUGGCAAGGAAUUCUCUCCCGAGGUGCAGGCUGCCUGGCAGAAGCUUGUGUCUGGAGUCGCCAUUGCUCUGGCCCACAAGUACCACUAAGCUUCCUCCACAGUCGCUUCAUGCUCCUAUCAUUCCCACCACCUUCCUUCCAUAUGUGGGGACUGGGCUCAUCUUUGAUGGCACAGUUUCUGUUUAAUAAAGUGCAUUCUGU
Ochotona princeps (American pika) is the source of this 1043-nucleotide messenger RNA. RefSeq names its product hemoglobin subunit epsilon. The transcript has 3 exons. Gene Ontology annotation, biological process: hydrogen peroxide catabolic process; oxygen transport. Gene Ontology annotation, molecular function: oxygen carrier activity; oxygen binding; haptoglobin binding. The record is from RefSeq and is a predicted model, not a curated record. Bases 353 to 931 code for a protein of 192 amino acids. NCBI's taxonomy places the organism in Eukaryota, Metazoa, Chordata, Mammalia, Lagomorpha, Ochotonidae. Gene Ontology annotation, cellular component: blood microparticle; hemoglobin complex; haptoglobin-hemoglobin complex.